This is a messenger RNA of Sphaerodactylus townsendi, 5130 nucleotides long. RefSeq names its product dysbindin domain containing 1 (gene DBNDD1). The record is from RefSeq and is a predicted model, not a curated record. The transcript is spliced from 4 exons. Lineage: Eukaryota; Metazoa; Chordata; Lepidosauria; Squamata; Sphaerodactylidae. Gene Ontology annotation, cellular component: cytoplasm. The coding region runs from base 751 to 1254 and encodes 167 amino acids. Gene Ontology annotation, biological process: negative regulation of protein kinase activity.
CUCCCCCUCCCGAGCAGAAGCCCCCCAACCUGCUGCGUGGCUCCAUCACAGCAGCUCCCAAGCAGCAGCAGCAGUGCUUCGCCCACAGGCGCUGUUCGCCAUCCGUACAACAGCCCCGCAGGGUAGGAAUGCCAGCAUGACCCCAGGCUGCAGCUGCGGGAGGGAUCACGGCCCGUCCCGGAGAGUGGCCGGGGGAGGCGAUCUCGGCACCCAGGCCGGAGCUCCGUCACCUAGCCGCCCGAUCUGGGCCGGGGCUCGCUGCUGGUCGCCUGGCUGACCCAUCCACAGACUCCUUCGGCCCCGCUCCGGCCACUGGCCUGGCGACCGAACCCUGUCCGGCCCUCUGCACGCGCCCAGAGGCGCCCAUCCCUCGCAGCAGCCUGCCCAGCGAACAGUGCUUGGCCUCCCGCCCUGCGUGUGCCCGGUGGGCUGCCGGGCGCGGGGAGGGGGUCUGCGGCGUCAAGGAGGCCCGGCUGAGAGGAGGCCGCCCGGCCACGCCCCGCCGUCCCUCCCUCCCGCCGGCCGGGGGCUGCCUGCCUGCCUGCCUGCCUGCCGCAGCUGGAGCGCCGGGGGCGGGGAGGCGAGCCGGGGGCUGCUCCGGCGCGACGGCCCGCUCCUCCCCGGCGAGGCGAGGGGCGCUCGGCCGGGCGGCUGCCUGCCUGCCUGCCUGCCUGCCUGCUGCAGUGGCCACAUCGGCGUGCACCGGCCGGGAGCAGGAGGCGGCGGCGGCGGCAGCUGCAGCCCGCGCUGAUGGAGGCUCCGGCAGCAACGGCGGCGAAGACGAGCGCGGUGCUGGCUAAAGAGGCCCAAACGCCAGAGCAGGGGCCCCCCAUCAUCACCCCUGUGCACGGAGAGGUGGAAGAGCGCCCCAGCCCCCCCACGGAAGAGGAAGGCGGGAUCCCAAUUCCCACUUCAGGGCUGCUGCAGGUGGCCGAGCGCAGGCAGCCCCUGAGCAGCGUCUCCUCCCUGGAGGUGCACUUUGACCUGCUGGACCUCACAGAGCUGACGGACAUGUCUGACCAGGAGCUGGCAGAAGUCUUUGCAGACUCAGACGAGGAGAACGUGGCCGGUGAGGCCCCCACCGGUCUGCACCCACCUGCCCCUCCCCUCCCUCGGGCCGGCUACCUGCGCUCCCCCUCCUGGACAAGGUCGAAAGCAGACCAGCGGCGGGAGAAGAAGCACCUCAGUGACUCUGAGCUCCAGGCCAGCCAAGAGGAGCCUUUCCUGCCUAUGGAGAAGCCGAAGGAAGGAUAAGCGGAAGCCAGGAGCCACACCCAGGUGCCCGCGUUCACUCUUGCACUAGCCACAAAUGCCCGUUAUUUGUGACCUCCAGAGACAUCCAUUCCUCUCCUCCCUCCCAGAUCCUCCAAGACAUUUGGAAAAACUGGACGUCUCCUUUGUUCCUGGCUCUGACUUGAGUUUGCCUCCUGUUUAGGGUUCUCCACAAGUGGGGCAGAUAUGGGGGGGGGGGGGUGCAGAGGAAGCAAUUUCCUGGAAGCAAUUGGGAGCCUUCUGUUCCUUCUCAACACACUUCGGCAGAGGAGUGACUGCGUCGCUCAGGAGCAGUCCCAGGAGGAGGGGAGCAACCUUCCGCUGUGUGCCUUGACGGCUGGGGCAAUCGGAGGAAGACUCAGCCAGACCAGGAACGCUGUGAUACCAAAGGAAGCUGGGGGAAGCCGGAGGCAGGGGGCGGGGCACUUGCAGGAUCAACAGUGAGUCCUGCCUGUGGAGCACCCAGAGGACGGAUCCAGCCCUUCAAAGCACAUUCUCUUCCCAGUGGCCUUAACUCCCUCCCUUCUGCUGCACCAGAGCUCUGGUCUAAGCACACCGUGCCAGUGGGGCAGGCAUUCUGGCAUUGGCACAACGCAUUCCUCCCCAGUGUUGGGCGUUCCUCAGCACUCCAUCACAUAAAAUGUGGCCGUCAGCGUGGCUGGCAACCACAGGCAGCAGAGGACGGGGAUGGCGAUAAUUGCUCGGCUUCUGGGGGUAUGAAAAUCAGGCUGGGCCAGGCAGCACCUCGGGCUCAGCCCUUCGGCAGGGGCUCCCUGUGUCCCUUUCUGCCAAAGGGGCUUAGAGGAAAGAAGCGCAGGGACUUCUGGGUGAUGCAGUAGCCUGUAUUGUAGGUUCAGUAAAGGCUCAUGAAACUGGAGCCCGGCCGAGCAGGAUUGCAGCAGCAUGCACCUCCUUGUCUGAGGGCUUCUCUGGCAUUGGAGAACUGAAGGAGAUCCGAUCGAUCAAAGCACCUGGUGGUCUUCUGCAUGAGUACCUGCCUCAGCUUUCACACCUAGGAGCAAGCAGAGACUCUGUCUGAGCUAGAUCUGGAUGUCUGGGCAGCUCUUCCCAUUGUUCUGCUUUGCUGAGCCUGUACAGGGAUUUGCGGUCCCUCCUGAAUUUGCCAACGACGAACCCGUAGCUCGCUGAUCUCUCCCAGGGAUGGGGAGGUGCGACAGUGCUGGGAGCCAGACAGUCCGUGGCAGAGGUGAGGCUGCAGCCGGGAGCACAGCCUAACUGCUGAGCGGCACUGUCUCUCGUCCUCAUGGCCUUUCCCCUGCCAAGGAGGGACCAGGUGAGGUGGCCACGUCCUUCUCUAGAGAAACGGCUCCAUGACUUGUUCCACUUGUGUGUGCAUUUAUGUACGAUGGUCAGGGGAGAUGAUCGAGGCCUUCCAAUAGCUCCAGUCCUGCUUUUCUGUGUUUUCAAGCCCCAGGGAAGGGCAGCUUCCAAGCCCCACUAUGGAGCCCAGUCUAGGAGAGAGGCUGAUGCUGUGAUCCAGGCCUAAGAGGGAUAAUCAUCUGCUGACUGCAGGGCAAAUCCAGCCAACUGCAGUGGGAAUGCUGGGGCCUCAUGCCCGGGCGACACAUGACCCUCCCGGGGGAGGGAGGGGGAGAGCAGCUGCCUCCCAACUUCAUCCUGGGCUACUGCACCGCAUGCAGCUACCUCAAGGACUGGCAGGGAUGCUCUCCAGAGCAUCUUCCUCCUGCUGGUUAUUUUUAAGAAGGGUGCCAGGAGCCGCCUCACCCCUGGUCAGGAGCCCAAAGUCGUUUGCCGGCCUAAGCUGUAUCGACUAGCUCUGUGGCAGAGAAGGAGCCCCUUGAGAAUGGAAGGGCUUCUCCUGGGCUUGGCAGCAUUUCCCCAACUCACCCACCAUCCGUAGCACACUGGAACGAUCUGCCCAGACCCAUUAGGAGAAAGACGGCUGCGACGGGCCCAGAGAGUGGUUCCUGCUCUCGUGUCUUCCUUGCUUGCUGUGCUGGUGGAAGAUGGACAGGCUCCUGGGAGCGGUGCCACACGCCUCCAGGCCUGGAGUCUCUCAGCUAAGCCCAGCCCCCAAGCCCCAUAUUGUGCCCCAGUGGGAGGGGGCACCCUCGCUGGCAGAGGUAGCUUGUUCCCAGGAGCACAGGGCUGCUGGUCUUCCAGGAGUCAGGGUUGGCCUCUGAACCCAGAGAACCAAAUUUCCCAAAGACCUCCCCCAGUGAUUAACAGCUGUUGUUCUAGGACAGCCCACAGGGAGAGGCUUGGAUAGAGCUUUUUUAAUUUAGUCCCCCUGAGACAAGAGUCCCAGACACUCUAUGGCUACAGAAGAAGGAAGGGAUACUAGUAGAAAGUGCAGUCAAGUUGCAACCAAAUAGGGUUUUCAAGGCAAAAGGUGAGCAGAGAGUUUUUGCCAUUGCCUGCCUCUACCUAGCAACCCUGACCUUCCUUGGUGGUCUCCCAUCCAUAAUGCUAACCAGAGCUGACCCUGCUAAGCAGCUGAGAUCUGACGAGAGCCAGCUAGCCUGAGCCAUCUGGGUGAGGGCAGCAGGCCCUUUGCGAGUAGCACAGGCUUAGAAUCUCCUCUGCCAGAGACAAGCCCAGGGCUCACUUGUGGGUCUGGUUGCUUCUCCACCUGCACUCAGUAUGUGGUGGCAAUAUGUGUCAGGGUUUGCAUUGAAAAUGGGGCAGAAGGAGUGGGGCAGGGAGGUCGCUUUGGAAUAAGCAACCAGGCCCUGUUUGGGGCAGGCUGAAAGGGGAGGCGUCAUGACCCAGUGAUGUGUGAGUAGACUGUGGCAAACCUCUAGUUUCACAGGAGUAGGAGCCCAUCAAGACCAGCAGAUGAUUAAGCACAACUUUGGUUAAUGACUCUGGAGCCCAGCUGGAAAUGUCUUCCCUUGGUCAUAGAACCCCUUCACAGGAUGAAUGAGCAGACAAUCUGCACACAUACACACCCCAGACGGCCAGAUCUGGACUGGGUCAUGCCCAGUAAUAGGUAGUCAAAAGCAACCGCAUCACUCAUCCACACAACCAGUGGAGGUUGCUGGAGCUGGCAGAAUGCACGUCUUUCUUCACCUGGUCAGAUGGCACCAGGCUGAGCAACAGAGCAGAGGCCGGCCUGCUCUGACCAUGCAAAACAGCUGUGGUUGCUGGCUUUGCACUUAUGAAGCUGAAGCCACAGAGUUACCCUAAACAGGCUGUCAGCAUUUAAGUUUGGGGAAUUAGCUGGGGAGACAGAGCAAGGAGGGAUCAAACAACCAACAUACACUGGGAUCCUCCCCAAUCAGAACUCUCAAGUAAGCAGGCAGUUUUAGGAAGUUAAGUGAAGUUUUUUUCCCCAAAAAUAGUAAAAUAAGAAUAAAGGGGGAAAUAAUGGGAAAAUAGUAUUUUAAAUCUAGUAAAAUACACCCUUUAUUCUUGCAAGCGCUAACUAGAGAAAAGAAGAAGUUGGCAUAGACUGUAGGGAUGGGGCGCUACUUACCAGUCGUGAAAGGGAGCCGUUCAUGGGAGCAGCACUGAAGACGGAAACGAUCAACAGUUUGGAGAACCAAAACUAAGCCACAGGCAAAUGGCAGGGGGAGGGGUGUAAGUGAGUGGAUUGAAGAUACCCUCCCCCACUCCACUCCGGGUUUAUUUGCCCACUCUUGUGUCUGCAUUGAGCUUGGUCAUAAUCUUCACCUGGAAUGCCACUCGAACCGUAUCUUUCAGCCCCUCCUUCCCCACUCUAACUCAGAUAUGUCCCCAAGUGUGUUUGCCUUGGUACCUCCUCUGGCGCCGUGUCUAAAGUUUACCUGUUGCACUUCGGAGUCCCCCAUACAGAAUGUUUCCUUGUAACUUGCACAUUGUACUGUUCACAGAAUAAAUGCACUUCUGCAAUAA